Mercenaria mercenaria is the source of this 8398-nucleotide messenger RNA. RefSeq names its product cystinosin-like. Gene Ontology annotation, molecular function: L-cystine transmembrane transporter activity. The coding region runs from base 38 to 1231 and encodes 397 amino acids. The transcript has 10 exons. The record is from RefSeq and is a predicted model, not a curated record. Gene Ontology annotation, cellular component: vacuolar membrane. Lineage: Eukaryota; Metazoa; Mollusca; Bivalvia; Venerida; Veneridae. Gene Ontology annotation, biological process: L-cystine transport.
CUAAUAAGCAUUAAGGUAAACAAAGUAGAACACAACAAUGUCGUUCAAACACUUUAUUGUGGCAGUUUUGUAUUUUAAAACAGCACUGUGUGUGGAACUGCAGUUCUUAGAAAAUGAUAUACAGAUUGUUGUUGAUCGCACGUCAUCCAUUAAACUCACAUCCAAUUUACCAGUUGUGAACGAGACUACACUACGAUUUACCUAUCAGAUUGGUAAUGGUAAAGCUGAAGAUACCCAGGGUUCAGAUAAUUAUGUCGACCCAUUGCUGGAUCUCCAUUUGGAAGCAAAUAAGAAAGUAGACAAAAAUGUUAACAUCACUGGCAAUAACCCUGGUCACCUUAUUAUAGGAUUAGAGUCAAAUUCGACAGAGUUAAAAGACCUGGAAGAUGUGUUUGUGAGGGUAGACCUGGUGAACAGUAAAAUUCUGGUUACAAUCAAUGCUAUUAUAGGUUGGGUGUAUUUUGCUGCAUGGUCCAUAUCUUUCUAUCCACAAGUGUAUGAAAACUUCAGAAGAAAAAGUGUGAUAGGACUGAACUUUGAUUUCUUAUUGUACAACAUCACAGGAUUUCUGGCCUAUGGAUUCUUCAAUGUUGGAAUGUUCUGGGUCUCUUCAGUGAAGUCAGAGUACCAUUCUAACCAUCCGCGAGGGAUCAAUCCAGUACAACUGAAUGAUGUUAUAUUUACUCUACAUGCAAUAUUUGUUACAAUAAUAACUAUUAUACAGUGUUUUAUAUAUGAGCGGGGUGAGCAGAAAGUAUCUAAAAUUUGUUUGGUGCUUGUGAUAGGAGCAUGGUUGUUUGCUGGCAUUUCAUUGGUUGUUACUCUUUUCCACAAGAUAUCCUGGUUGACAUACCUAUACUACUUCUCCUAUAUAAAACUUGGAGUUACACUGAUCAAAUAUAUGCCCCAGGCCUGGAUGAAUUUUAAACGUAAGAGUACCGAAGGUUGGAGUAUUGGAAAUGUGUUGUUAGAUUUUACUGGUGGAUCUUUAAGUCUUCUACAGAUGUUUUUACUGUCAUAUAAUAGUGAUGACUGGGGUUCUAUAUUUGGUGACCCGACAAAAUUUGGUCUUGGAUUUUUCUCAAUAUUGUUUGACAUAUUGUUUAUUACACAGCAUUAUUGUCUCUACUGGGACAAUGCCAAAUAUGGGUCACUUGUGGAUCACGAAUAUGAAGAGAAAGAAGUCCUUGUGAAUGAUUCUCCACACAAAUCAUAUAAUGGAAUAGGUUAGAUUCGAAUGGUACAAUACAAUAGGAGGAGGAUAUUAUGGCAUAUAUCACACACUGUAUGAUAGUUGUAUACAUGCUCCCUGUGAUAUUAGUAUACAUGUUCUACAAUGGACUGGACUCUGUUGUAAUGACAUUGUGAUUUCGAUAUAUCUGUCGAUUGAAGUCUUAUAACAAACUGUUGUAUACAUGUUCCAAGUGAUAGUGUUUUGUACAUGUAUCCAGUGAUAGCUGUAUACAUGUUCACGGAAUAUUUGUAUACAUGUCUGUUAAGACUGUGAUUAUGAUAUAUUCUAGUAUCAAAGGAAUAUAAAAGUGUUGUAUACAUGUUCCCAGCUAUAUUUGUAUGCACAUUCUUAAGUUGAAGAAAUACUGUGAUUUGACAAAGCUGUGUGUCAAAGGCUUAUAAAGAGCUGAAGUAUAUGUGCCCCAAUUGAUGUAUACAUUCUCUGUGAUAUUUGUGUACAUUCUCUGCAUUGGAUUUGACUUGGUUGAUAUAAUAUUGUGAUUUUGAUGUACUUGUGGACAGAGGGCUUGUAUUCAACAAACUUGUAUUCAUGUUCCAGUGAUGGUUGUAUAAAUGUUAACAGUGAUAGUUGUAUACAUGUUUCAUGUGAGUUGUAUACAUGUACUUGGCGAUAGUGUUGUAUACAUGUACCCAGCAAUAGCUGUAUAUAUCCUCCCAGAAUUAUUUGUAUACUUGUCUCAAGUUUACAUGUUGUAUUCAUAUUCUCAGUGAUAGUGUUGUAUACAUGUUCCCAGAAUUAUUUGUAUACAUGUAUCAGGGGCUUAUAAAGAACUGUCAUAUAUAUGUUCCCAUUGAUUAUUGUAUACCUGUUUAUAUUUGUAUGUUCUUUUUUAAGCAAAACUGAAUUCAUUUCUCUAAUAUGAUUAUGUAGGGCUUACAACCCCCCCCCCCCCCCCCCCCCCCCCCAAAAAAAUUGUCUUAUACAUGUCCCAAGUGAGAGUUUCCACUUUUUCUAUAUCCUAUUGUAUAUAAGUUCUAACUUAUGGAUGUAGAUGCAUAUAUUGUGUCAUUUUGUUAUGUUUUAUUUAUCGAGAGCUUAUAAAUAAAGUGUUGUAUACAUGUUCCCAGCAAUAAUUGCAAACAUGUUACCAGUUGAUACGUGUAAACCUGUUACCAGUGAUAAUGUUAUACAUGUUCCAAGUGAUAGUUUUUUAUGUAUUGAGAACAGUUUUAUACAUGUUCCAGAUAAAUUAAUAUAUGUAAAUAUGAUCUUGGGUUGAAUUUUGUAAUACUCAUAUAUAGAGGGCUUAUCAAAAAGCUGUUGCAACUCGGUGACACUAUUCUGUAAAGUCCUCUAUAUUGUUCAAGUAACAUGAGAUUAAGAGCAGCAAACUUGUUCUGUUUAAACUUCAUAAAGGAUCAAAUCUGCAUACUGUAAAAUAAAUGAAAACCAACAUAGUGUAUUUGUGAUCAGCAUGGAUCCAGACCAGCCUGCGCAUCCUCUCAGUCUAGUCAGGACUCGUGCUGUUCGCUUACAAAACCGUUAGGGAACAGCAUUGAUCCUGACUGCGCUGGUCUGGAUCCAUGCUGGGUGCAAAUGCACUAUGUUGGUUUUCUCAUAGUGCGGGUCAUUUCUGACCUUGAUAAGAUUGUUUGCUACGCUUGUUUUAUCACUUGUUAUAUAUGUACAUGAUUUUAAUAUUUUGUGCAAUAUUUUUCAUGUUGCUUUAUCCACAUUGGUAUUUCAUAGCAAAAUACAAGCAGUAUGUGCCAAAUUAGUGCCAGUGGAAAUAUAAUUAUGUAGUAACUGUUGAAGAAAAUGAAUGUACUUGUUGAAUGCCAAAAUUUGUUCACAUCUGUUAACCUUUCCUAAGUUUAAAGGUUUAUAAUGCUUUUGUUCAUACUGUGUUCUGGCCCCGUGUUCACAAAACAUUGUCAGUCUCAGCUGAGUUUGAUAAUGAAACUUUAUUUGUCGUUUAUAUCUAAAUAGCAUGUUUAAAACUAAAUUUUAAGUUUAUAGCUAUUUUCAAAUGACUUUUCAGUAUUGAUGGUCAGUUUCAUUUGGAACUAAGUGUUGAAGUUUUAGUAAAAUUGAUAUUAAAAUUUCAAACUCAAACUCAGCUGAGACCGAAAAAUGUUUUGUGAACACGGGGCCUGAACAUAAAAUUUGUGUGUUUCUUAUUAAAUCCUGUUUUCAGUAGCAGUUUCCUCACAUAUAUACUAAAGGUUUGAAUAUGAAUUAACACAGUGGAAUAUAUUAUUGAAUCCAUUAAUCAUGAUUACUUCCCUUUAUAGCCUUAAUAUUGAAACAAGUGCUUUUCUAACCAUGUAAUGAUGAGGAUAUCUGUUUUUAACAUGAAAUUAAAAGCCUUAUGGAACUUUGAACUUUUACUCUGAAUAAAAGUUUUGAUUUCACUGGAAUUUUUUGUAAGUGAAUGAUUUAGUAUAUAACUAUAGUUUGAGGUAAUUCUUUAAUGAUUGUGUUUUUCACUUUCUUUUUCUAAAAUGAUAUACGAGUCAUGCCAUGAGAAAACUAGCAUAGUGGCUUUGCGACCAGCAUGGAUCCAGAACAGCCUGCCUGUCUGGUCAGGAUACAUGCUGUUCGCUAACAGUUUCUCUAAUUGCAGUAGGCUUAAAAAGGGAACAGCAUGGAUCCUGACCAGACUGCGGAUGCGCAGGCUGGUCUGGGUCCAUGCUGGUCACAAAGCCACUAUGUUGGUUGUCUCAUGGUGCGGCUCAAUUAUGCUGAUUCUGACCCUUGCUGAUGCUGAUGCACUUUUACACUAAGUGUGUUUUUUAAGUUCAAUCCAGUAUGAACAGAGUUUUUUAAGGUAGAUCUGCAUGUUCAGAUCAAAACUUUUUCUACCAUGUAGAAUUUGAUUAAACCCUGCUUUGCAAUAGCCUAAGAACAUAUUUGAAAAAUAAAAAAAAUUGUCGAGUGCUUGAUUUUUUGCUAGACCAAGAUGGAUUUGAAAUUUUGGAUCUCACACAAGUUUUCAUGGGAAAAUACAAUUUUGAUAACAUUUGCGAAUACAGAUUUUUAUAUACUGUAGAUUUUAAUGAAACUUAUCAGUCGUAAAUUAACAUUUUGAUGUCAUAUGUCAUCUUUAGAAAUGAGGAUGACAUUGCCAUUUAAAUAAAUUAAGUCAUUGGUGUCAGUCAUUUCAUAAAAUUAUUUUCAUUUCUGUAUGCUGAAACCAGGCUUUAUUGUACGUUUUCUGGAUAAUGUUACACCAUUUCAUCAGAUGUGCUGAACUACCUUUAGCCUGCUAGCAGCUAGUGAUUCUGCCUAUGCGACCAGUACAGACCAAGAUGAUCAUGGUCUGCUCUGUUCUCUAUUCAGUCAGUAAAUUUUCAUUGAACACCAUUUCAAAAUAAUAAAUGGUAUUGCCCAAAUUGUAUGAUCGACAAGUUCAGUAUAGAAAUUUAGCAUAGUAAAGGUUAAAGUUUUGUGAAAUAGCAUUUCCUAACAAAUUUAAACAAGUUGCUGUAUUUUAGAAUUGUCAUUCGAUGUCUUUAUUUGGCUAAAUCUGAAACAUUGAUACCAUUGUCUUGUUUAUUUCAUUUCAUCAGUUGGAGGCAUUUAACAUUGAAAUUAAAAAUGAAAUUGUGUUAAAUUGAGAAAGGUUGUUAUAAUUUUCGAAGAUUUAUAUGUAAAAGUUUUUACAUAAUUUCAUUCAAGACUUCAUUCCUUAUACACUUUGUAUUCUUUUCAUUCAUAUUAUAAGUAUUUCUAUGAAAUUAUUAUAAGAAAUUAUCAGAUACUUAAUCUGUACCAUGCCUUAUAAGAAAACAAGUGCAUUUUAUCAUUUCAAAAUUGCUGUCACUGAAUACUGUAUGGUGAUAGAGCCUAAAAGAUUUUCUCGUAAUAUUUUUAAUGAAAACAAAGUUGAUAUUUCUUUUUCUGUCAUACUUCCUUCAUUUAAACUUUUAAACCCCUUUUAAAGACUGCCAAAGCUAUGAAUAACAAACCCUUUGAACUGCUUGGUGUGUCCAUUGAGUCUGAACAGAAACAUCCUUUUAUGGACCCUUAAGUUUGUUUAAAUGGUUCCACUUGGUCUGUUUAAGGGGCUGACAUAGCUAAAAGCAGAAAGACCAUUGAACAGCAUCUUCUCUUGAACCUUUUGAUGUAUCUUCACCAAACUUGGUCUGUGUUGUUCUUGUAUGUAUGUCCCCCUCAACCCUUUGUGCUAAAAUAGAAAACCCUUGAAUUGACUUCUCAUGAAUGUACUGAUGUACAUUCGCAAAACUUGUUCACUACUGUCCUUUUAUGGACCUUUGUCAAAUAUUUUCAAAUGGUUUUACUUGACCCUUUUUUACCCCCCAGUACCCCACCCUGAGCUGAAAAUAAAGACAUUUUAAAGACUUUUACUCAUGAAUCACUUGAUGGAUCUUCACCAAACCUGGUCUGUAUCAUCUGUCGAUUGAUUCGUCUUGUUUUUAGCUCACCUGUCACAAAGUGACAAGGUGAGCUUUUGUGAUCGUGCGGUGUCUGUCAUCUGUCGUCCAUCCGUCCGUGCGUAAACUUUUCCUUGUGACAUCUAGAGGCCAUAUAUUUCACAAGAUCUUCAUGAAAAUUGGUCAGAACGUUCACCUUGAUGAUAUCUAGGUCAAGUUCGAAACUGGGUCACGUGCCAUUAAAAACUAGGUCAGUAGGUUAAAUAAUAGAAAAACCUUGUGACCUCUCUAAAGGCCACAUUUUCAUGGGAUCUGCAUGAAAGUUGGUCUGAAUGUUCAUCUUGAUUAUAUCUAGGCCAAGUUCAAAACUGGGUCAUGUGCGUUCAAAAACUAGGUCAGUAGGUCUAAAAAUAGAAAAACCUUGUGACCUCUCUAGAGGCCAUAUAUUUCAUGAAAUUUUCAUGAAAAUUGGUCAGAAUGUUCACCUUGAUGAUAUCUAGGUCAAGUUCGAAAGUGGGUCAUGUGCCGUCAAAAACUAGGUCAGUAGGUCAGAUAAUAGAAAAACCUUGUGACCUCUCUAGAGGCCAUAUUUUCCAUGGGAUCUGUAUUAAAGUUGGUCAGAAUGUUCAUCUUGAUGAUAUCUAGGUCAAGUUCGAAAGUGGGUAACGUGCCAUCAAAAACUAGGUCAGUAGGUGAAAUAAUAGAAAAACCUUGUGACCCCUCUAAAGGCCAUAUUUUUCAAUGGAUCUUCAUGAAAGUUAGUCUGAAUGUUCAUCUUGAUGAUAUUUAGGUCAAGUUCGAAACAGGGUCAUGUGCGGUCAAAAACUAGGUCAGUAGGUCUAAAAAUAGAAAAACCUUGUGACCUCUCUAGAGGCCAUACUUGUGAUUGAUCUCCAUAAAAAUUGGUCAGAAUGUUCAUCUUGAUGAUAUCUAGGUCAAGUUCGAAAGUGGGUCACAUGCCAUCAAAAAGUAGGUCAGUAGGUCAAAUAAUGAAAAAACGUUGUGACCUCUCUAGAGGCCAUAUUUUUCAUGGGAUCUGCAUGAAAGUUGGUCUGAAUGUUUAUCUUGAUGAUAUCUAGGUCAAGUUUGAAACUGGGUCAACUGCGAUCAAAAACCAGGUCAGUAGGUCUUGAUAUAGAAAAACCUUGUGACCUCUCUAGAGGCCAGAAUGUUCACCUUGAUGAUAUCUAGGUCAAGUUUGAAACUGGGUCACGUGCCUUAAAAAACUAGGUCAAUAGGUCAAAUAAUAGAAAAACCUUGUGACCUCUCUAGAGACCAUAUUUUUCAAUGGAUCUUCAUGAAAAUUGGUCAGAAUUUUUAUCUUGAUAAUAUCUAGGUCAAGUUCAAAACUGGGUCACAUGAGCUCAAAAACUAGGUCACUAUGUCAAAUAAUAGAAAAAAAUGACGUCAUACUCAAAACUGGAUCAUGUGGGAAGAGGUGAGCGAUUCAGGACCAUCAUGGUCCUCUUGUUUUAAGGUAGUAGACCAAUAGUAGCCAAAAUUCAAAAUAGCAAGUAUUGAAAUAUAUCUACAAUACAGAUUUUACCAUGGAAUAAAAGUUACAGAAAAUUUUCUUAUAUGAGGGCUGUUAAAAAAUAAAGUAGACUUUUUCUCAAGCUUUUUUAUACAUGUUAAUGAAGGAAUGCAAGAAAUACACUAUCAUAAUUCGCAAUCUUUCCACUAACUUCACUGCAAAUUUGAUGUGAUUAUGAUCAUACCGUCAGAAGUUAUGUUGCUUUGAAAAUGGUCACUUACACAAAUCAGGCGCACGUUGAUCAUAUUUCAACAACGUAAACGACGUAGUGACUUCAUUAAGAUGCUUUCAUUUAAGUUUGCAUUAAUUUAUAUCUGUAAUUGUUUUUCUUGGUUUUGAUUAAAAUAACUUUUUGUUUGGUUAGAAUACUGAAAACAGUAUGAACCCCUAUGCCAAGCAUAUCGUAAAGUGUGCGCACCUUUAUUCAAGGCACUAUAGAUUGACUUUAAUGGCAAGUCACAGGAUGUUGUACUUUCUUCCUAGACCUUUGCUGUCUUCUAGCAAUUCUUGGCCAUUUACGUAUUGUUUGUACCACAAAGACUAAGACACAAAUGACCAAACGUUGUUGUGGUGUCUGCUUCAUUAGUUUAUAAUUUUCAUUCAGUGUUUGCCGAAAUCUCCACGUAACUUAGCAACUGUCUGGUUAUUUAUGCGAGCAGAUGAUGACAUUACAUGUGUUAAGAACAAUAAUAUUCACUUAGUAAUACUUUAUGCAUCGUUUACUUCCGCGUCCCAUGUCUGAAUGAUGCCAUACUUUCAGUGCAAGUCACCUGGACAUUGUAUUUUCAGGUUAACAAUUGGACUAUCAGUGCGAAUAUUAGCAGUCAAGUUCAAAUUAUGACAAAUGAGUAAGCGACUGUGCCAGUUAUGCUUAGCACUGGUAAUAAACGUUCUAUGCGCUUAGCCCAUCAGCAAAAAUGUUCCAUAAUGUACGACUAAAUUAAUUACAAUCAUAUAUUUCUUAUUGCAUUGUACACAAAAAAAAAAACAACAGCUUUUGAUAGUGUCUACAUUAUUUUUUUAACAGCCCUUGUGCUCCCCAUCUUAAAAAUUUGCUUUAAAUAUUUAAGCCAUCCAGAACUGCAAUUUAGUUUCGUUCAUUUGGAAUUUGUAGCUACUUAGCUGAACCCGCCGUGUAAUUAUACAGAUAAUUCUGAAGUUACAGAUUAUUGUUUAUGAAAACAUCAAAAGAGUUGUACAUAGAAACUUGCUUAACUGUACAGGAAUAACAGACAGACAUUAAGAAGUAUCAAAUAAAAUUUUGAAAUUCAA